Messenger RNA from Eutrema salsugineum, 2292 nucleotides. RefSeq lists its product as uncharacterized. The record is from RefSeq and is a predicted model, not a curated record. Bases 56 to 2110 code for a protein of 684 amino acids. The transcript is spliced from 5 exons. NCBI's taxonomy places the organism in Eukaryota, Viridiplantae, Streptophyta, Magnoliopsida, Brassicales, Brassicaceae.
GAAAAACAAAACAUUUUAGUCUACUUUAACAACAAAACGCGUUGAAAUUAACGAGAUGGGAUUCAACGGAAAUUUUGUUACAACGAAGACUUACUUCGAUUUCUCCAAUAAAGUUUCUUUUGUUGGUUUGAAGCAGUUUAUGUACGGAAACACUUUCACAGUUCUCGAUGCUUUCUGGGUUUCUCUCUGUAAUCUAUUCUUCUUCCUUCUCGUCUCUGUUACUUCCUUCAUCUUCAGAGUUAAUUCAGACAAAGAGACAAGCUUGGUCAUUUUUCAGAAACACAACAACCCAAAAGAGUCCUCUGUUAAUUCAGACAAAGAGACAAGCUUGGUCGUGGUUAAGCAACACAACGACUCAAACGAGUCCUCUGUUUACGGAGAUCAGAAGCAAAUUGGAUUCCACGAUGUUGACAAGAACGAUGCGAGUUCGAUUCUCCAUGAGAGUUCUCUGGUUUCGAUCAGCAAGAGAUGCGAAUUUUUCUCCGACAAAAGUAUCGUUGGCUUUGUAGAAGAACCUAAAGCUGUUUGCUUUUUCGUUCAUGAUUUUUCCUCUGCUGCUCAAGAGAAAAAGAUGGUGACUUUCUCCGAUGACUCGAACACGAGUUCCAUCGUUUUGGAGAAGAAACCGUUUGUAGUUGAGAACGAGUUGGAGAAAUCACAAUCAGAAGUAUUUUUCAUAAAGGAACACGUGAAGGAAGAGAUGUUGGUUUAUGAGUUUAUGAGUUGUGGUGUUUUAAAAGGAUUAUUAGCUCACGAGGAUUUUGUUGGUCGUGAAGAAAACUUGUUCGAUGAGGAUGGGUUUAUAGAACUCAACCCAAGUUUCCAAAUUUCUAAUAUUGCUUAUGGACAAGAAGAGGCGGAAGAAGAAGAUAUUAUUAUGCAGAGAGAAGAACAUUUGAAGCUGGAUUUUAAAGAACAAGAAGUAUAUGAUUUAGAUGAUGAUGAUGAUGAUGGUUCAGAUGAUGAUGAUGAGUUUGAGCAUAGUGAUGUGAUUGAGAGGUUGAAAACAGAACUAAGGACAGCGAGAGCAGGAGGAUUGUGCACCAUUCUUGAGGAAUCAGAGACUCCUUUAGAAGAGCUGAAACCACUCAAGAUCGAACCAAAACCGGAUCAGCUCAGAGACAAAAUCUCUGAAAUUGACAAAGUUUACAAGAAUUAUGCAGCCAAAAUGCGAAAACUCGAUGUCAUCGAUUCUCAGACAAUGCACUCCAUCAGUUUGCUAAAGCUAAAAGAAUCAUCUAAACCGAGCAAAAACACUGUUAAAGCACCUAAAUCUUCUCUGCAUCAGAAUCUAUGGCCAUUCAAGAAACAUAAGCUUGAAUGUGACCCGAUCGAGAGACUUGUGAAAGAAGCGAGCAAAGACUUUGAGACUGUCUACGUAGGCCAAGUUUGUCUCUCGUGGGAGAUGCUUCACUGGCAAUACACCAAAGUCUUGGAAUUUGAUUCUCAGGUUACUACGCAUUAUCAAUACAAUUUUGUAGCUGGAGAGUUUCAGCUAUUCCAAGUUCUUCUUCAACGGUUUGUGGAGAACGAACCAUUUCAAAACUCCUCUAGACUUGAGACUUACUUAAAGAACCGUCGCCAUUUCCAUAACUUCCUUCAGAUUCCACGUGUUAGAGAUGAUCGUUCUUCGAAGAGUAGUAAGAAAUGUAGAAACGAAGGGGAAUUCGCUGUAAAGAUUGGAACUUUGAGAGAGAUUAUCCGAGAAUCAAUGCGUAUUUUCUGGGAGUUUCUUUGUGCAGACAAAGAUGAGUUUAGUUCAGUGAUGAAAGUUUCUCACCAAACACAGGUCUCUCCACAAGAUCCUCUAGACCUUGAGCUCUUGACAGAUAUCAGAAUCCAUCUCCAAAAGAAGGAGAAGAGGGUAAAGGAAAUAUUGAGAAGCCAAAGCUGUAUAGUGAAGAAGUUAAAGAAUGAGUCAAAGAGUAGUGUUGGUGUAAAGGAUGAGUUGCUGAUAGCUCAAAUCGAAGUGAGAUUGGUUUCAAGAGUGAUGAACAUGUCAAAGCUUACGACUGAUAAGUUGGUUUGGUGUAGAGAGAAACUUAACAGGAUCAGCUUCAACGGUCGAAGGAUUCACAUGGAACCAUCUUUCUCAUUGUUACCUUGUUAGAGUCUCUGCCUAAAGAUUAGGUUAGAUUAUAAGAUGUUGUUAUAGCUUCAGAUCCAGGAAGAUGUUUUUUUUUCUUUGUUCCUGAGAAAGAAUGUAGAGCUUAUGAAUGUUCUGUGUUCAUCCUAAUUUUGUACUAAAAUCUUGUCUUACUAUUCCCAGUUAAUUAAUCUAAGAUCAGUUAA